AUGUCGCACGCUUCAAAGAAUCGCCUGUCGCAAUACUCGACGGGCUCCGUCCCGUCGCGUUCGCGACCGCCCUCUUACCUAUUCCCAAUUUUCACCUCGAACCUUCCCUACACUCUGGUGCGCGAUUUCGCAUAUCCCAUGAUGCACCCCAUGCACUACGGUCCCGUGCCAGAGCCGUCACAUCCUGCUUCUGGUCUCAGCACGCCCGCCAGCGAGUCGCGCCGCCUCUCCGAUCCUGCCGCCGUCUGGGAACCCAAAAUGACCUGGGAUGCCGGUUCUUGGGACGGUUUUGGCAAGGCCCGUGAUCUGCCGCCGAUGGAAUUUCGAGACGGCCCACCGUGGAGCGAGGACGAAGAUCUGGCGAGCCCUGUUGUUAGUUCUAGGCACCGAAAGCACAAGUCUUCUGCUGCGGCCUUUGGCGGAAGCUCCCGCUCAAGAAUUUCCCAAGAAAACAGCAACGACGUGCUAAACCCUUCACUCUAUGAGCAAGAGCGUGGCUUCUAUGUCGGAACCGGCGGUGAUGGCAGCGAGCGAUACUAUCUGAACCAAGGAGGGGAAGCAAAUGGACCGGGCGGGGAAUAUGUCACUUACCCACCUGACGAUGCGAGACAUUCCAGCCAUACAUACCAGCUGGGUGACCUACCUCCUCGGCAGUACGCGGAACAGGAGGCUUACUCGGACGACUCCAGCUCAGCAUCCUCGCCGGGUUUCCGCGGUGACGACCAAUCCAGAUACUCACGGGACUACCAAUUCACCAUUACCUCACCUGACGAGGAGAUGCACGGUAAGGCCGUUGCCCUUUUCGACUUUGAGAGAGAAAACGAAAACGAAUUGCCAUUGUUGGAGGGUCAGAUUAUAUGGGUUUCGUAUCGACACGGCCAAGGCUGGCUCGUGGCUGAAGAUCCAAAGACGCAGGAGAGUGGACUCGUACCGGAAGAAUAUGUCCGCCUGCUCCGUGACAUCGAAGGCGGGAUGAAUAGCCUCACCGGAAAUCUGGGCGAGGGAUCAACUUCUCCAAAUGACGUUGGAACCCCGACGCAAGCGGAACAUCAACCCCAGGGUCACACACCAACCGGCAGCCAGUCUUCAUCCAAUGGUUAUCACCAGCCCGUGGUAUCGACAUUCUCUACUUCCAGCAAAGACUUGGAUCCAUACCCCACUCAGCAACUCGGCAUCCAGGCUGGACAACCCCCUCCCCAAGUUGUUCACUAUCAUGGUCAGAGAGGUGGCAGCCAGGCGAACACCCCUACUUUGGCUUCGCACCAGGACAUCGGUACGAUGCGUCGGGGCAGCCAGGAUGUGAUUGCGAAAAGAAGGGACUCUCAAAUCAGCCCCUUGACGGAAACGAUUCCAGAGAGCAGACUAGUAGAUCGGUCGAGCACGCCAAAGGCCAAGACUCCCAGCGAGAAGCCCGCAGAGUCCGACGCCAUGGAAACAGACCGGUGA
Messenger RNA from Colletotrichum graminicola M1.001, 1446 nucleotides. Its product is annotated as SH3 domain-containing protein. Gene Ontology annotation, molecular function: protein binding. The record is from RefSeq and is a predicted model, not a curated record. Lineage: Eukaryota; Fungi; Ascomycota; Sordariomycetes; Glomerellales; Glomerellaceae. The transcript has a single exon. Bases 1 to 1446 code for a protein of 481 amino acids.